Messenger RNA from Schistocerca gregaria, 1010 nucleotides. Its product is annotated as eukaryotic translation initiation factor 3 subunit J-B-like. The transcript has 2 exons. The record is from RefSeq and is a predicted model, not a curated record. NCBI's taxonomy places the organism in Eukaryota, Metazoa, Arthropoda, Insecta, Orthoptera, Acrididae. Gene Ontology annotation, cellular component: eukaryotic translation initiation factor 3 complex; cytoplasm. The coding region runs from base 352 to 756 and encodes 134 amino acids. Gene Ontology annotation, molecular function: translation initiation factor activity.
ACCUCAUCGUUUUAGCUUUACUGAUUAAAGGGUUUUUUACUUCAUUGAUGGAUUUACCUUAAUACUAAUAGUUAUUUAGACGAAAUUAGUGAUGAUAGCUACGAUGAUUUUUACUCCGAUGUGGGCUAUGAACCUUCUCAUCUUAGCAACAACUACAAUCAAAAAUUUUAUGACACCAGUUUGAACACUAAGAAAAAAUCAACCCCGAAAACAAAUCCUCCUGCUCCAGCUAAAACAGCUGCAAGUACGAAGAGUUCUGAAUCCGGAAAAAGCAAAUCUAGGAAAUCAGCAUCACGUCAUAAUACUGCUACAUGCGCUAGCUCUGCCAAAAAUGAACCAAUUUCAGAUCAAAUGAGGAAGAAAUGGGACAGAGAAGCUGAGGGGGCUGACUACGAAUCAACACAAGAGUUGUUUUCAGGUCUAAACAUAGAAACAAAAACUGUUAGUUCAUCGCUAAAUGGACAUAAUUUUGAGAGCUUCAAGCCGUCAUCCGAAGACGAUUUUAUAGAUUUGGCGAAAUAUUUGUUAGACCAUCUUACUGUUUACAAGUCUUCCUACCAUUACAGAGCCUUUGUUAAAAGUCUUCUAGAUGGGCUAGUUUCGAAUAUGGUGUAUAACGAUUCUGUGGAGGUCCUAAAAGAUUUGUCUCACAAAGUUUCUGAAAAAAGAUCGAAACUUGAAGCCCAAGGACAAGAAUUUACGCAGAAGCCUAUUGACUCAUUAAACAGGAUAGAUGAUGAUGACUCUUUUAUUUGAAAAUGGCCGCAGCCCCACCAUUUGACUUUUACUGCAACAGCACUUAGCAUUCGUAAAGCAUAAGCACCCUUGAUUCUUUGAAAGAAGUAAUGAAUCAUUCUGCUGAUUUUGAUGCAGAUAUAUUAUUGAUAAAUCGAAUCUACCAACAUUGAAAUUUCUCUCUCCUUGCAAUGCUGAAAAAAACUGAAAUCAAGCUAAACCUUUUUAUAACAAUUUGUAAGCUUUACAAAACAUUUUCAAAAGAUAGGCUUUUU